AUGGACAUUCUUAAGGUCCUGUCUCGUGGCAUCAAGCCCAGCCAGAAAAACAAAGCUCAGGUUCCUGGAGCUGCGGUCCAACAACUCCCCUCGGCUGGCGCCCUCCCGCAUCCGCAGUUGUUCCACGACCCGGUCAGCACCCGGGGCAAGAAGAGGAAGAGGAGAAGGGACACCCAGGAUGAACAGGCAGGGAACGACGACGAAGAGGAGGAUUUGAGCGAUGUCGACUACUUUGCUCCCAAGAAGCCCGCCACCGAAGCCGCCCCGGCCGAUGCCGAUGCCGAGCAAGACGCCCCCAAGAAGCGCAAGGUCAAGCUGCUGGACGAGGACGAGUGCCGCCAGAUCCUGCGCUCGCACCGUCUCAAGUUUACCGUACUCUCCGGAGGGAGGCAGGCCGAGGCAAAAGCGGAGGCUGGGGCGGAGGUAAAGGAGGAGGAGAAGAUGAGCAAGAAGAAAAAGGAGGCCGAGGACAAGAAGAGCGAGGAAAAGAAGGAGGACCACAAGAAGCAGAUCUUCCCACAACCUCUGACCUCCUUUGGCGAACUGCGGCAUGUCUACGAUGUCUCGCAGCAAGUAGCAGCGAACAUCUCCGCCCAGGGCUUCCGCGUGCCGACCGAGGUUCAGAUGGGCAGCCUGCCGCUUCUGCUCCGGCCAGCCACGGCGCUCAAGAAAUCCACGGGUGCUAACCUCCCCGAUGUGGCCGACGGGGUCGACUUCCUCGCCGUCGCCCCUACCGGCAGCGGCAAGACCAUCACCUUCCUCAUCCCGGCCAUCGACGGCGUCCUGAGGCGGCGCGCGGAGCAGCAGCGGUCGAACGACGAGCACGUGCUCGAGGCAGUAGUGGUCGCGCCGACAAGGGAGCUGGCGACCCAGAUCGUGAGCGAGGGGAGGAAGCUGGCGAUCGGCACGGGCGUGAGGGUGGUGCUGAUGAAGCGGAACCUGCGGCUGGCGGUGGAGGAUGCGGCGGCGGCGGCGGAGGGGCCAAAGAACAACAAGGACGAGGAAAAAGAGAGCGAGAGUGAGGAGGAUAGCGAGAGCGAGAGUGAGAGUGAGAGUGAGAGUGAGAGCGAGAGCGAGAGCGAGAGCGAGGAUGAGGAGAGCAAAGGGCCCGAUCGGGAGCACAGAAGAGCGAACGACCGGGUCAAGCCGCCCGCGAGGGUCGACAUACUCGUGACGACGCCCAAGAUCCUUCUCAACUUCCUGUCCGGCAAGUUGGACAAGUCCGGCGCCCGCAAGGUCCUGCCGACGGUCAGGUCCCUCAUCCUCGACGAGGCCGACGUCCUUCUCGACCCCAUCUUCCGCAAGCAGACCAUGGCCAUCUGGCGCGCCUGCACCCACCGAGACGUCAGCCUGACCUGCUGGUCCGCCACCAUGGCCUCCAGCAUCGAGGCCCUCGUCAUCAAGCAGCUCUCGAGGCGCGCCUCCCGGCAGGGCGGCAGCGGCGCCCCGCGGCCCCUGAUCCGACUCGCGCUGCACGACGAGCUCAAGUACGACAUCCCGAUCGAGGCGGGCGGCUCGGCGCGCGUGGCGGUGCUGCACUCGUCCAUGACGGACGCGGCGCGGUCCCGCAUCAUGGCGCGCUUCCGCGCCGGCGAGGUCUGGGUGCUCAUCACGACCGACGUGCUGGCCCGCGGCGUCGACUUUGCCGGCGUCAACGGCGUCGUCAACUACGACGUGCCCACCUCGGCCGCCGCCUACGUCCACCGCGCCGGCCGCACCGGCCGCGCCGGCCGCGAGGGCGGCGUCGCCGUCACCUUCUACACCAAGGACGACAUCCCCUUCGUCAAGAGCGUCGCCAACGUGAUCGCCGCGAGCGAGAAGCAGGCCGGCAAGGCCGGCACCGACGCCGCCGCCGUCCAAAAGUGGCUCCUGGACGCCCUGCCCGACGUGGCCAAGGAGGAUAGGCGCAAGCUCAAGGUGCGCGGCGUCGAGUCGCGCCGGACCGGCGGCAAGGCCUCCAUCACGACCAAGAGCUCGUGGGAGCGCCGGAGGGAGCAUAAGCGGGCGCAGGCGAUCGAGGCGAGCAAGCGGCGCAAGAGGCAACGGAGAGAAGAGGAAAAACGAGGUGGCGGAGGCGGAGGCGGAGGUGGA
Molecule: messenger RNA, 2091 nt
Organism: Thermothelomyces thermophilus ATCC 42464
Lineage: Eukaryota; Fungi; Ascomycota; Sordariomycetes; Sordariales; Chaetomiaceae
Exons: 3
Biological process (GO): maturation of SSU-rRNA
Cellular component (GO): 90S preribosome
Molecular function (GO): ATP binding; RNA helicase activity; nucleic acid binding
Source: RefSeq, a predicted model, not a curated record